AACCACGUGACCCACAGGAACAUGGAGCUGGAUCUCCUGCACCUUGCCUCUCCAACCUAUCGCUCAUUAUACACACGAUGCACUGAUGAAAACUCAAAGAACCAGUGAAGAUAUGGAUGAGAAGACACGAACAUUAUUUUCAGAGCUCCUUUAGCUUUUCUUGCAUCAUUCCACAUCAUCAUUGCACAUCAUCGGAUCACACAGGAUCUGAUCUUAGACCUGAGGAUCCAAGUCGGAGAUCCAGUUGGCGUAAAAAUCGUGUAGUGCAUAUAUCCGUGUAUAGACUAAAGUGAUUGCUUGUCGACGUGUCUGAGUGUAUUAUAGCCUCGUAACACACACACGCGCGCGCGCACUCACUCACUCACACUCACACAAGCACACACACUCACACGCACGCACCAUCUCUCUCUCUCUCUCUCUCUCUCUCUCUCUCUCCCCCUGUGUACUUGAUGCCCUUCAGUUCUACACAUUCUGCUGAACCAGGCAGGCGGAUUUAACCCUAGAUGUGGAAUAAAGACUUAAAAUACCUCACAUAAGAAGAUACGGUGGUAACGCAAAGAAGGUCAGAAAAUCAUGGCACCAAAUCCUGUCAUUCAAGCCAUGAUUGAUCUAUCAGCCGGAGCAUGUGGUGGUAUAGCAUGUGUGCUGUGUGGCCAGCCGUUUGAUACCGCCAAGGUAAAGAUGCAGACGUUUCCUGGGAUGUACCGUGGCUUUGUGCACUGCUUUGUGUCCAUCUCAAAGCAGGUGGGGUUGCGUGGUCUGUAUCAUGGCACUACCCCAGCCCUGAUGGCCAACAUCGCUGAGAAUGCAGUUCUGUUCAUGAGCUAUGGCUUCUGCCAGAAUGUUGUGCGCUUUGUGGUUGGCCUGGACAGAGGAACAGAGCUCAGUGAUUUUCAGAAGGCUUGCUCUGGAUCUGUGGCCUCCAUCUUCUCCUCACUGGCUUUGUGUCCCACUGAACUAGUGAAGUGUCGUCUGCAGGCAAUGCACGAAAUGCAGACAUCAGGCAAGAUCGCUGGCGGACAGAAGAGCACUGUGUGGUCUGUAAUUAGACAUGUGUUAAAGACAAAUGGACCUCUGGGCUUUUAUCAAGGCCUGUCUACUACUAUAGUUCGUGAGAUUCCUGGCUAUUUCUGCUUCUUUGGAGGCUAUGAGCUGAGUCGUUCUGUUUUUGCCCAUACUAUGGGCAGGAACAAAGAGGACAUAGGCAUUGUGCCGCUGAUGUUUAGCGGUGGGUUUGGAGGAGCCCUUCUCUGGCUAGUUGUCUAUCCAAUAGACUGUGUGAAGUCCCGCAUUCAAGUUCUGUCCCUGGCUGGAAAACAAGAAGGCUUUAUAAAGACAUUCCUUGGUAUUGUACACAAUGAAGGAGUGCGGCCUCUGUACUCAGGUCUAACCCCAACUAUGAUCCGGACAUUCCCUGCCAAUGGCGCACUUUUUCUAGCCUAUGAACUUAGCCGUAAGGCAAUGAUGAAACAGUUUGAUGUGUGACACAAGGAACAUUUUUAAACAUUCUGUGCUUACUACACAUUAGAGUUGCCCUUUAUAAUUUAAAGGUUUAUUCUAAAUAACUUGAAUGCUGCUUAUUUUUUAUAUUAUUUUUAAAAUUGAUUUUAUUAUUUUAUGCUCUUAUUUUAUCUAGCAGCUCAUUAAAUCUUUAAUAAGAAAAUAUUUUCCCAGAAGCACAAUUAAUUAUUUUACCAUGUAACUUUACUUUUCAUCCAGGACUGUGUGACAAACGAGAUGCAUUUCCUUUGUCAAUAAACUUUUAAGAAAA
Molecule: messenger RNA, 1771 nt
Organism: Tachysurus vachellii
Lineage: Eukaryota; Metazoa; Chordata; Actinopteri; Siluriformes; Bagridae
Gene: slc25a15a
Product: solute carrier family 25 member 15a
Exons: 7
Coding region: 574-1485 (303 amino acids)
Biological process (GO): mitochondrial L-ornithine transmembrane transport
Molecular function (GO): L-ornithine transmembrane transporter activity
Source: RefSeq, a predicted model, not a curated record